Peniophora sp. CBMAI 1063 is the source of this 2424-nucleotide messenger RNA. The record is from the annotation of a GenBank genome assembly. Lineage: Eukaryota; Fungi; Basidiomycota; Agaricomycetes; Russulales; Peniophoraceae.
AUGUCAGAUGCUGAAGACAGUACACGGAAUGCUGGGGCGAGCCGGGGAACGAAGAGGCGUAAGCUAGUCGCCUGCGACAUGUGCCGCAGACGCAAGAUCAAAUGUGACGAGAAGCUUGCCAGUACCGGGAAGUGCUCGAACUGCUCUACUUUUGACUGGAAUUGCACAUACGCACAUGCACCAUCUAGGCUCUUCGCACCUGGCUAUGUCGAGGUUCUGGAGCUCAAGAUACAGAAGCUAGAGGCUCUCAUUGAGCGGGUCCUUCCUGGUCGUGACUUCUCAAGCGAAGUUGGCUUCAAGUUAACAAGAACAAACUGGAUGGAACCUGGUGUACUCGGUGAUUCUGUCUCGUCCGGGAUCUCUUCACCCAGCACGUUCGUCACCCUGUCAUCUGGCAUCCCAUCGAACGACACACCACUACAGCAAUCUGGAGGCUCUGAUGGCUCUGAUGACGAAGAGGGCGACCUUUUGACAAAGUUACAGCAUCUCUCACUCACUGGUCCGGCGAUCAUCCGCUCCUGGGGCUUCUCUAACUAUCUUGGGAGGUCGUCCGCUGCGGGAAUGGUUCUGGCCGCCUCCAAGCUUCUCAGGCAGUUGCGUGGUCCAUCCGAAGGGUCAGGCUUCCACCUUGAGACGACACCGAAGUGGGUGUCUACCUAUAUUUUAGAGCAAGAGAGCACUACGGCCCAUUUCUUCCCCGCGCCAGACCUUCUAUAUCAGCUUAUUGACCUCUAUUUCCGCUACAUGAACGUGUUUACACCAAUACUGCAUCGCCCCACGUUUGAGCGGGAGCUUUCUACCGACAUGCACCUACGCAACAAAGCCUUUGGAGGCGUCACUCUCCUAGUCUGCGCUCUCGGCGCUCUAGUGUCCAAGGAUCCGCGUGUUCUUAUUCCAGAUGAUGGGGACGCUUGGCAUUCCGCCGGAUGGGCCUGGUUUAGACAGGUUCAGGUGAUGGACAGAUCAUUCGUCGGCGGCGAGAAACUCUAUGGUCUGCAGAUUGCCGCCUUGGCUACGUUAUUCAUGGCGCGGACCUUUUCGCCAGUGCACGCCUGGAUGUUUGCCGGUUUCGGGGUACGUCUAGCCCAGAACGUUGGUGCACAUAGAAGACGGGCAUAUGGAAGCACCAUCACUGCUCAGGAUGAGCAAUACAGACGAGUGACUUGGGUUCUAUUCAGGCUCGAUCUUCUCCUGAGCAAAGGCUUGGGCAGACCUUGCAACAUACAAGAAGAUGAAUUCGAUCUUUCGUUGCCGCAAUGCUGUGAUGACGAGUAUUGGAUGCACGAAGAUCCGAAAAAGGCGUUCAAACAGCCAGAGGGCCGGCCUUCCUACAUGUCUUACUUCAUCUGUACCAUCAAGUUAUCGCAGAUAAUGCAUCUUGCGCUUCGCACUGUCUACGCGAACGCAAGGACGAGGGCGCGCUCGGGCUUCACUGGCAAGGAAUGGCUAUUGGAAACUAUCUCUCGCUUAGACUCUCUUCUGAAUGAGUGGUCAGAUUCCGUGCCAGAUCAUCUGCGUGAUCCCAGUCGUGCCGACGGGCUAUUCUUCCUUCAGUCAAUUGGACUAUGGCUCUUCUAUCAUGAGAUGAGAAUAGUCAUUCACAGACCCUUCAUCAUACCUUUCGACGACGCAUCGAAGCCGUUCCCCGCGUUCGCAACCUGCGUCAAUGCCUCGCGGUCGUUAGUCAGCCUGAUGACAUCACUGGAGGAUAGGGAGCCCGAUCAAAUCCUCAUCUUACCAGCCGAGGCCAUCUGUAACGCUGCUGUUCUCUCCGUGAUAGCCGUCGCAGCACAUAAACUACGAAAGAUGGCCCUCGACGUCGAACAUGCUCAGCGAGAUGCCACAGCAUGUUUAGCCUUUCUUGAGAACAAAGUCCAUCGGUGGCGCUGGGGAGCCCGAUUCCUCGCUGUAUUCAGACCACUCAUGGCUGUAUUUGAUACGCCCGACGCAUCCGAUGCUCCAUCUGGGCUUCUGUGGGAUCCAGAGGAAGUUUCGAGCUGGCUUCCUGCAGCGACAGGCAGAAAGGAUUCUACUCUGUCUAAUGAAUCUACCGAAAACCUCGAGAGUGGACAUCCCGAGGCCGAAUUCAACAUCACGAGCAAUUUUGACGCUUUCUCCGAUAUGAACUGGGAUGUGGACUGGGCUCUACUGGCGAAUGCCCCUCCCGGAUAUGACAUGGACAGGUUGGACUCUAUCACAGCCUUCGACGAACCACAAGACUAUCUUCAUUCCGCGCAACAGCUUGUUUUGGAUCCAGCUUCUGAGGCGAGAUAUUUGGUCAGCGAAGGAGCGAACUCCGGGGACAUCUCAACCUUACUGCCGCCACGAAACACCUUGUCAAGUGCUGCGAGCGAUGUCGUAGGUCCAACAUCAGCCUCGCUCGGCGAAAGACUUGAUGAUAGCAUACCGGAAUGGCCCGUUUAG